AGACGCAUGCGAACAGUGACCAAUUACUUCCUGGUGAACCUGAGCGUCUCGGACCUGAUGAUGUCGCUGCUCAACUGUGUCUUCAACUUCAUCUUCAUGUUGAACUCGCACUGGCCAUUUGGAUCGGUCUACUGCACCAUCAACAAUUUUGUCGCCAACGUCACAGUCGCCGCCUCUGUAUUCACACUGGUCGCCAUCACGCUCGAUAG
Messenger RNA from Nilaparvata lugens (brown planthopper), 209 nucleotides. RefSeq names its product tachykinin-like peptides receptor 86C. Lineage: Eukaryota; Metazoa; Arthropoda; Insecta; Hemiptera; Delphacidae. Gene Ontology annotation, molecular function: tachykinin receptor activity. Gene Ontology annotation, cellular component: plasma membrane. Gene Ontology annotation, biological process: G protein-coupled receptor signaling pathway. The annotation marks the transcript as partial. The record is from RefSeq and is a predicted model, not a curated record. The transcript has a single exon.